AUGUCGAGGCGAUCAGGGACUUGUUUGAGGUCCUGUUUGGUGGUCUUUGCAGUGGUGUCUUCACUUUGUGUAUCUGGGCCUGCGCUGUAUUGGAAGUUCAAAAAAGGGUUAAGAUUGAGAAACUCUUCACCUUCUUGCAGUCCUUGCAUCUGUGAUUGCCCUCCUCCUCUUUCCCUUCUGAAGAUUGCUCCUGUUUUGUAUAAUGACAAGGAGAAUGAUUUAGGAUUGGGUGUUCACUCUUCAUAG
Molecule: messenger RNA, 246 nt
Organism: Ilex paraguariensis (yerba mate)
Lineage: Eukaryota; Viridiplantae; Streptophyta; Magnoliopsida; Aquifoliales; Aquifoliaceae
Source: the annotation of a GenBank genome assembly